Molecule: messenger RNA, 2144 nt
Organism: Carassius gibelio (silver crucian carp)
Lineage: Eukaryota; Metazoa; Chordata; Actinopteri; Cypriniformes; Cyprinidae
Product: tripartite motif-containing protein 14-like
Exons: 5
Coding region: 440-1432 (330 amino acids)
Molecular function (GO): protein binding
Source: RefSeq, a predicted model, not a curated record
GGCUUUGGCUUGUUAAAAGGGGCUACACAACUUUUUCAACACAUUCCACAGAUGAACAUAAAAGUGCUUGCAGGAGGACGACCAAAUGCAUACACUUACUCUCUUGUCAGUCUUUUAGGUAACGCUGCCAGUCUGGUUGGAGGACUUGAAGAAGGAGAGGAAAAGAACAGAGUACCAUCUGGAGUCUAUUAAAAAGCGGCAAGCAAACCUGAAUGUAAGCUGAUUUGAUUUUGAACUGUGAUUUAUAUGACCGGUGGUUGGUUGUGAUGGGCUUGGUGGCAUCAGCCAAACAAGGAAGUUGAUCUGAGGCAAGAACAGUUCCCACAUUAUCUUCUGAAUAACAGUCUCUGAUGAAUCAUUCAAAAUAAGACCAAGAAAGAAGACUGUAUGUGAUAAAGCCUCAACUCUGCUGUAAAUUACAAACAUUAUUAAAUAACUAAUGAAGCAUACAUCUCUGCUGAAGACGAGUUCAGAGGCAAUGAAGCAGCAGGUACAGGAGUGCUUUGAAGAGCUACUUAUGGCUCUGCAGAGGGAUGAGAAAGCUGUUCUGGACAUGAUAGAGCAAGACCGCCGGGAGACCAGCAGUAAACUAAACCGAAUUCUUCAAGACUGGAAUCAACACCUUGGUCUCCUGCAGAAACACAUCAGCACUAUUCAGUCAGCUCAACAGAGCUCCGCAGAAUCCAUGAAGCAGCCUUUUCCUGAGGAUUUUACUAGCUGUCAUAAGAAACUGGACCCAGCUGAAGAGGAGAUCAAAAUGAAUGAGGAAAGGAUCCAGAAGCUCAUGAAGGUUCUUAGGAACAUCUCAAAAGAUCUGAAAACCCAGCUACAACGAAAGAACCUGCUGCUGGACUCCUCUAAUGUGGUGUUUGACAAACGGACCUGUCACAAACAGAUCAAGGUGACCUCAGAAGGACGGGGCCUGUGCCUUUCCUCAGAGGACUGCAACAUUCCCAAUGACCCUCUAAGGUUUGAUCAGUUAUACUGCGCCUUGGGCACUGUUGCUGUUAAAUCUGGGCAGCACUACUGGGAGGUAGAUGUGCACUGCUGUUCAUCGUGGGCUGUGGGCAUGGCUUAUGGUAGCCUACAGAGGAGAGGUCGGGAAAAAGGUGCCAAGCUUGGACGGAACAGGUGCUCGUGGAGUCUUGAGUUUCAGGAUGGGCAUCUUACGGCCUGGCACAACGAUCGACAUGUGGCACUACCAGUCACAGCAGCUCGGGCAGCACCGAACAGAGUAGGGGUGUUUGUAAAAUAUCAGAAGGGUCGUUUGGUGUUUUAUGAUGCUGAGACUAUGAGAACGCUGCAGGAGUUUUCAGCUGUGUUUGACAGAGCACAUCAUCAAUUCACUGAGCCUCUUUACCCUGCCUUCCGCUUUUUUUCACCCAAAGACAAAGGCCAUCAUCAUAUGGAAAUCUGCAAUCUCAGUCUUUAAUUAUUGUUAGCAAUAUUGAAAACGGCUGUGCUGUUAAUAAAAAAAAAAACAUUUAUUUAAAGAAUAAAUCUUUGGUAACAUUAUUUUAUAAUGUUAUUGUCACUUUUGAUUAAUUUAUUUGAUCCAGUCUUUGAACAGAAGUGUUAAUUUCUUUAAAAAGACCCCAAACUUUUGUAUGGUAAUGUAGGUUAGAUUUCUUAGAUACAGGAAAUCUCUCUGAGCAUCAGUUAUUAAUACUGCAAGUAUACUAACUUGUACCAAAAAAGCAAGGUAAACUUUAAAGAACAGUCUACUGUUCUACCUUAUGCAAAACAAUGUAAAAAUGAAGCGUUCAGAUGCAAAAGCCUCUAAGUGCCAUCUGAAAUGUUCUUCUAAAAUUAGCAUUUUUAUCAGGCUCCUAUGUUUAGGUUCAGUAAUUUUACUUCAGUGGCAAUGUAUAGGUCCUUCUCUGGGCUAUUAAAGUGAAAUAAAUUAACAUUAAUACAGGAGCCUGAUAAAAAUGCUAAUUUUAGAUGAAAAUUUCAGAUGCCACUUAAAGGCUUUUGUGUCUUAACUCUUCAAAUAUAGUAUAGGAUUAAACUCCAAAUACUCAAAAAGAGUGGCACACCCUCUUAAACAAUUUUAAUGAUAUGUGGCUAUUUAAGCUUGUAUUUGCAAAGAAUUAUGUUGUAUUGUGUUUACCUGUUAUCAAUAAACAGCAAUAAACUCUUCA